Messenger RNA from Ciona intestinalis (vase tunicate), 655 nucleotides. NCBI's taxonomy places the organism in Eukaryota, Metazoa, Chordata, Ascidiacea, Phlebobranchia, Cionidae. The record is from RefSeq and is a predicted model, not a curated record.
AAUGAAAAUAAAUUAAAAAGUUUUUCCCAACGAAGAAAAAUUCAAGAAGAAGUUAACAAGCGUGAUGUCACAAUGCUACAGCUGAUGAUGCAACAAAAGAAGAAUCAACGACCUGAAUUAAUCGAUAAAACUGAGAAAAUGAAAGAAACAAGAAAGGAAAAAACUCUUUCGACAAUAUUUACCUCAAUGGAAAAAUUAUCGGAAGGUCCGUUCAGUGUCUUGCAUCGAAUAACAAACGAUCGAGCUCGAUGCAAAGUUUUUACGAGGAAUUUCUGUGGAUUGCGCGGGGUGUUGUGCGGUUAUGUUGUCGCGUAUGAUCGGUUCAUGAAUAUGGUAAUGGUCGACGUAGACGAAACAUUUUGCAAAUCACCACUGGGUGGGGUUGCGCAACAUCAACAAAGGAUGUCGACAUUCAAACUCAACAGCGCUGUGAAAGACAUCUCCUUAUAUGGAGUGAAAGGUUCGGCGACGAGCAUUGGGAUCAAUGAGGUUCCUCGUCACACGGUGGCGCAGGGUGGCCAGCCACCGUUGUUCCAUAGACAUCUUACAAACUUAUAUGUCCGCGGAGAUUCUGUUAUUUUAAUUUCAAUUUAAACCAUUGAGUGGUGCUGUUAUUUUGUUUAUGACGUCAGAAUAAAGGACACGGUUUAGAACA